UGUUUGUGGCAGUAGCUUGUCUAAGAGGGGCUUGACCAACUGCGUUCAUCUAGAAGUCUUAUAAAUGCCCUUCUUUUAAAAAGUGCCAAUUUUUACCUGGGCAAAUAUUUGUAGAUUAAAGUUCAUUUGACUCCAGUGUCUUUUUUUACUGCUGCCAUUGAUUCAGCAGCUGAAGCGUUUACAGUGAGUUAUUAACUCGGCAAAUCUUAAUUAUCACAAUCCUACCGGAAGACGUAACAAACAACUUCAUAGCCAGAAAAACCAAUCAAUGUUAAUAGAUAGGCCAACAAGAAUGUAAACUUGAGUUGUAUAAGGGAAAUAAAUGUAAUACGUAAUAUAACGCAAUACCAGACUGGGAUAGACAGGUUCUUCGUAUUACUUUCGCUACAUCGGUGUUAAUUCAACCACUUUUUUCUCACUGUCGGUCUCAUGUUAUGCAUAAUUUUUAUUAACAUCGCCAUCGUAUUUCUGCAGUUUAGAUUUUUUAACCUUUUGCUAAUGCUGUCCUCAUUGUAGAAACAAUGCACGUCAGCAUUUCCUUAUUGUUGUCAGCUUCAAUUGACAAACUGAUGUCAAAUAUUUGUGACUGAGUUCAGCUUUCGUUUCUUAUUUGCAACUUCAGGUUCAUAAUGUUUUUAGUGAGAUUAGCAAUGAAUCGUUCUGCUAUAAUUGGUUGUCGAGGUUCUCUUCACACUUCGUCCGCCACAAGCUCACAAAAGCGGCGUACGUGGAUCAGUUAUUCAAUGUUGGUUUUCCCGGCUACCGCAUUUGCUUUAGGAUUUUGGCAGAUACGUAGACGAAAGUGGAAAAUUGAAUUAAUUGAUGCACUGAAUGCACGGAUUCCUGCUAAACCUAUUCAUCUGACUGACGAGAUUACUUCUAGCCUCCAGCUACCUGAAUUUACCCAUAUCUCUGUUGAAGGUCACUUUGAUCAUUCACGUGAAGUGAUAAUUGGACCACGGUCUUUUAUAGAAGAUAUGAUCCCUUCCAAUGGAUAUGGAGCAGAAUGGCUGUCGAGACGAAAAAACAAUUCAAUGCAGUCAUAUACAUCAAUUCCAUCUGCUUCAGGUUAUUUCGUUGUAACACCAUUUUUUCUUGAGAAUAGACCCGGAACCGCCAUACUAGUGAAUCGUGGAUGGGUCCCUUAUGGUGCACGUGAUCCCAUAAUAAGACCUAAUGGACAGGUAGAAGGUACCGUAAAAUUGUCAGGUUAUGUUCGAUAUCCAGAAAAGCCACCACUUCGAAUAUUUGGUGCAGACACUAGUUAUCUCAUGUGUCUAGAUCAAAAGAAUCAAAAUCCUCACAUUCGUUAUCCUUGCCGAUAUAUUGAAAAGAUGUGUGAAGAUUUGAAAACAUUACCGAUUUUUAUUGAUGCUGACUACGAAUCAACCUUCGUUGGUGGACCUGUUGGUGGACAAACUCGAGUUACACUACGCAAUGAACAUGCCUCAUAUAUCUUCACUUGGUUUUCAUUAGGUACAAUUGGUCUGGGAAUGUGGAUAUACUUCUUUCUCAUAUAUUUUCAUAGACCUAAAUGUGGCUACCAAUCGUGCAAUCUAGGGAAACCAGGAUAUCUGAAUGUUCAUUUAGUACCGCAUACACAUGAUGAUGUCGGCUGGCUGAAAACAGUAGAUCAAUAUUAUUAUGGUGCAAACAAUACAAUUCAACGUGCAGGUGUCCAGUACAUCUUAGACAGUGUUAUACAAGCUCUUAUCGACGAUCCAAAUAGAAAAUUUACAUAUGUUGAAAUGGCAUUUUUCAUUAGAUGGUGGACUGCACAGACUUUGACAAAACGUCAAAUAGUUAAAGAUCUAGUCCAAUCGGGUCGAUUGCAGUUUGCUCUAGGCGGUUGGAGUAUGGCUGAUGAAGCAACAGUCUAUUACGGGGAUGCUAUUGACCAGUUGACACUUGGUCGAGAUGCACUAAAACAGUUAUUCGGCAAAUGUGGUCUCCCAUUAGUUGCUUGGCAAAUUGAUCCAUUCGGUCAUUCACGUGAUCAUUCUGAUUUACUCCAAGAGGCUGGUUUCGACGGCGUCUACUUUCAACGUAUGGACUAUCGUGAGAAGUCGGCACGUAAACGAUUUAAAGAAUUAGAAGUUCUGUGGGAUACAGGUGUAGAAAUGAAUGAAACAGGUUAUGGCCUAUUCACAAGUAUGUUUCAUGAUUCAUAUUGUUAUCCAAAAUCAUUCUGUUUUGAUGAUAAGUGUCUUGAUGAACCGAUCAAAGAUGAUCCAACACUUGAAGGUUAUAAUGUCAAGUCACGAGUGGAUGAAUUUUUAAAUUAUGUCAAUACAAUAUCGAAAGCUUUUAAAACAAAUCAUGUAAUGGUUUUGAUGGGUUGUGAUUUUACCUAUGAAAAUGCUAAUAUCAAUUAUAAAAAUAUGGAUAAAUUAAUUGCAUACACAAAUCAACGUCAAAAAUCAAGUGGAAGUCGAGUAAAUCUAUUGUAUUCAACACCAGCUUGUUAUACAAAAGCAGUGAAUGAAGAAUUCAAUCAAAUAGGUGAAAUUAAUCGACGUGGUGGAGAUUUCUUCCCAUAUGCAAGUGGUCCACACUCAUACUGGACCGGUUAUUAUACAAGUAGGCCAGCAUUAAAGUAUUAUGUACGUCAAGCUUCAAAUUUACUGUCAAUGUGUGAACAGGUGCAUUUACACGUGAAUCGACUAUCCGAUAGUGGUGAUUAUCAAAAACAAAUCACAACAGAUGAAUUAAUUGAUGCAUUACGAAAAACACUCGGCGUUUUACAACAUCACGAUGCUGUCGCCGGUACAGAAAAACAACAUGUUGCUGAUGAUUAUGCGUGGAGAGUUUCAAAGGCUACAAAAUUUUGUCAACUCUUAAUUAGUCAGUCAUUAACUAAGCUCUUGCCGACAUUGAAAUCAUUUAUUCAAAAUGAUACUGUUAUCUUUUGUAAUCUACUAAAUAUUAGUUUAUGUGAACCAUUAGAAGGUUAUAGACCGUAUUUAAGGCAGUCGAAUGAUGGAGGUGUAUUCAUAAUUUUAUAUAAUCCUUUAGCAUGGAUAAAGCCCUCUACAUGGUUGCGUUUACCACUAUAUAUUCCGGAAGAACAUAUAAAUAAUGUUCAGAUAAUAUUGAAAGAUUUACGGCUGAUAUCACCACAUUCAUCUGAAUCAUUAAUGAGCAUUGAUGAAAACCUGAAAUAUCAAUUAAUACCAAUUACUGGACGAACAUUAAGUAUACCUGAAAGAAAUAGUGAAAAACAUUCAACAAAUUAUGAAAUAAUAUUCAAUGUGAAAUCUUUAUCACCAAUGGGAUUUAAUUUAUUAUAUUUAGCUGUCAAUACAUCUACUUAUAAUCAAGAAUAUGACAGUAGUAGUACUAAUAGUAAUAGUGCCUACAGAAACUUAGCACUGGAAAGCAAUCAGCAGUCUACAAAUUCUGAUGAAACAUCACAAUCAUCAAUAUCUAAAGGAAUACAAUUUAGUGUACAUGUUAUAAACGACACAGAUAGGCAACAAUACGACAAUCCAUUAAGGAUAACAAUGAAACAUUUACGAACUGGUAAAACAAUGAAUUUAUCUGUUGAAUUAAUGUAUUAUUUUGGUGAAAAUUCGCAUCCUCAGCCUUCUGGAGCAUAUAUAUUUUUACCGAAAUACGGUACUUAUAUACAGGCGUUUCAUAUACCCACAGUAAAUAUUAUAGAUGGACAUUGCGUUAAAGAAUAUCAUUUACAGUAUGCUUCAUGGGCAUCCCUAGUUGUACGUCAUUAUAAUAAUGAUGAAUUGGAAGUUGAAUGGACCGCUGGACCAAUACCAGAUGAUGGAUAUAUAAACAGUCGUGAAUUAGUUAUACGCUAUACAAUCAACGAUGUAUUAGUUAACAAUUCAGGAGAAUUUUUCACUGAUUCCUCUGGUAGACGUUUAAUAAGACGAUUACGUAACAAAAGAGUUGACUGGAAUCUUCCAGUGAAUUUCACUGAAACUGAAAACGUUGCCGGCAACUACUAUCCUGUAAUAAAUAGAAUUAUGUUGAAAAAUAUUUUAAUGAAUGAUGGUGAUGCAACAAUACCCUUUGGAUUGGCUGUUUACACUGAUCGCGCUGAGGGCGGGACAAGUUUACACGAUGGACAAAUAGAGAUUAUGCUACAUCGUCGCCUAAUGCGUGAUGAUGGUUUCGGUGUUGGUGAACCAUUGAUGGAAAGUGGUUCAGACAGGAGAGGUUUGAUAGUCCGAGGUGUACACCGAAUAAGAUUCGAUGAACUGAAGAUUAUUGAAUCAGAGGAUAGAAUAAUGGCUCAUACUGUAAGCAGACCAAUUAUCCCAUUAUUUAUGUCAGCUAAACACCAACCGAAACCAACACAAGUCAAUGGUUGGAGUGGUAUCAAUAUUGCCUUACCAAAGCAUAUUCAUUUACUCACUUUAACUUCAUGGCCGUUGAACAGAGCCAGUCUACCUGAUCCUAGAGUACCGAAUCAAAUUCUAAUUCGAUUAGAAAAUUUAGAACAACCGAAUAAUAAUCAAACCAUUAAACCAUGUCGUAUAGAUGUCACCAAUCUAAUCAAGGAUGUAGUAAUAACUGGAAUGAAAGAAAUGACUUUGACAGCUGACCAACUGAAAGCUGAGGCUAUUUCAAAUAGAUUAAAAUGGCCUAAUGAAGCCAAUUUAUACAAUAAUCAAAACCUAGUAGCUACUGAACACAAAUGUAACACGAUUGACAAUACUAAUAAUGCAGAUGGUGUAAUAUUAAAGGUUGAACCGGGUAGAAUCGCAACUUAUAUUCUAGAUUAUAUAAUUGCCGAUUAUAAAAGAAACUAUUAUUAUGGUUCAUUUUUUAACUAA
Messenger RNA from Trichobilharzia regenti, 4799 nucleotides. The record is from the annotation of a GenBank genome assembly. NCBI's taxonomy places the organism in Eukaryota, Metazoa, Platyhelminthes, Trematoda, Strigeidida, Schistosomatidae.